Molecule: messenger RNA, 1928 nt
Organism: Oryzias latipes (Japanese medaka)
Lineage: Eukaryota; Metazoa; Chordata; Actinopteri; Beloniformes; Adrianichthyidae
Gene: srpx
Product: sushi-repeat containing protein X-linked
Biological process (GO): phagolysosome assembly
Source: RefSeq, a predicted model, not a curated record
CGCUGCAGGAGAGGCGGGCCUUGGAGGAGACCUCCGUCCGGACGGAGCAGGACUGCGCUCAAGUUGCUCUCCCCCCUCGUCGAAAAGGAGCCCCGACAUGGACCUGAAGCCGCUGCUGCUCCUCCUGCUCCAGCUGGGCUUCACCUCCGGGUAUGAAGGGUCAGGACAUUAUGCCUAUGGAGACGACGAGGACUGGUCUUCUCGUAGGUAUAAAGGAACCCCAUGGUGUGCACCCAUCAAGUUGAAACACGGAGAUGUGAGCUGCCGCACGCCGCGAGGGGAACACUACAAGAACGUGAUGGGGACUCGGUGUAAAAUCCGCUGUAAGCGGGGAUACGAGACGCAAAACUCUGAGGUGGUUUGUAUGGCAAACAAACACUGGUCCUCCAACUACGCCUGCAGAGAGGUCCGCUGUCCCAAACUGGACAUGCCCAUCAACGGGGGCCACAAAUGCUCAGACGGCUCCUACUUCAACUCUCGCUGUGAGUUCUUCUGCGCCCCGGGAUUCACCUUAAAGGGCCAGAAGACGGCGACCUGCCAGUAUAACAAGAUGUGGAGUUCUGCCAUUCCCACCUGCACUGAUGUCGAUCCUCCUAAAAUCAAAUGUCCAGACCUGAAGGAUAAGUGGGCAGAACCAGGAAAGCUGACGGCGAGGGUGACUUGGGACACACCUGAGGGUGUGGACACGGCCGAUGGGAUCCUGACUGAUGUUAUCUUAAAGGGUAUGCCUCCAAAAUCGGACUUUCCAGAGGGACUCCACAAGAUGUCCUACAGUGUGUUGGACCGGGCCGGGAACAAAGGCUCCUGUCGCUUCAGCCUCCGAGUGCGAGUGCGGCGCUGCAGCCCCCUGUUUCCUCCUGACAACGGCUACAUGAAGUGCGACGGGGACGGAGACAACUAUGGCGCCUCCUGUCAGUUCACCUGUACUGGCGGCUUCGAGCUGCAGGGCAGCUCGGCCAGAGUGUGUCAGUACGGACUCACCUGGUCCGGCUCAGAUACGACCUGCACACCCAUGAACAUCAACGUGGGCGUGCGCUCCGCCGCCGCCCUGCUGGACCAGUUCUACGAGAAGCGGCGGCUUCUCAUUAUCUCCGCGCCGACGGCUUCCAAUCACAAUUACCGCUUCCAGAUGACUAACCUCCAGCACGCUCAGUGUGGACUGGACCUGAGACAUGUGACGGUUGUGGAGCUGGUCGGGAUUUACCCCUCGCAAGUAGGCCGUAUUCGUCACAGACUGCUUCCUCCAGGCCUGGCUCUGCAGCUCAGGCUACUCCUCCGGAUUCCUCAGAGGUCUUUCCAAAUGGUGAUAGUAGACAAGCAGGGCAUAGACAAGCAGCGUUACCCGUUCCCCAUCACAGCGGCCGAGUUAUUCACCACCAUCGACACCUUCCCUCUGCGUAAGGACGAGAUGCUGGUGCAGCAGGAGGCCGGCCAGGCCUGUCAGUCGUAGAGCCAGCUGGACUCUCGGUGCACCUCUGUGACCCCCGGGUCCCUUUGUCCUCACAGCAGACCAAAACGAGCCCCGCUGUGUCCUCAUCCACACGUUCCUACCUGAACUUCUUCUGUUCCGUCUGCACGGAGGCACCGCUUUGGAUGGUGGUUCUGACCUGAAGCUCCUGGUGGCUUUUAUAUUUGAUUCACGAGUUUUCUUUUUUUUUCUUUUUUACGUUUGGAACACUUUGCAACUUUCUAGUAUUUAAUGUAAAAUAUAAAUAUAUAGUCUGCAUUUCAUCUGUGCGUCCAUGUCUGAGUUGGAAAAGUCAGAUUAAAGGGACAAAUUUUUAUUCACCUUGUUUUGAUUCAUCAUCAAAUCGAAGAAUCCGAUGUGUUUAUAUUUCUGGCCUGCAGAAGUCUUGGAUGACAUCACAGCAGGAGAAACUGUCAAAAAACUGAAUGGUGCAAAUAUCCAGCCCAAGUCUACAACUGAA